Messenger RNA from Lampris incognitus (smalleye Pacific opah), 4701 nucleotides. RefSeq names its product AFG3-like protein 1. Lineage: Eukaryota; Metazoa; Chordata; Actinopteri; Lampriformes; Lampridae. The transcript has 16 exons. The record is from RefSeq and is a predicted model, not a curated record. Gene Ontology annotation, molecular function: ATP binding; zinc ion binding; ATP-dependent peptidase activity. Gene Ontology annotation, biological process: protein-containing complex assembly; mitochondrial protein processing. Gene Ontology annotation, cellular component: membrane; m-AAA complex. Bases 86 to 2395 code for a protein of 769 amino acids.
GUGCAACGCAACAGGGAAGACUGGCAACGCUCUGGAAAAGCCUGCGCGUUUUGACGGAGAAAGGAGGGCGGGCGGCAGCGAGGGAAUGGCUCAGAUGACGGGGCUUCUCUCGGCGGCCGCUUUGCCUCUGCGGCUCGCCGCCAGAACCUGGGGACGCUGUUUAGUCGGAGCCGCCAGACACCUCUCCAUGCCCGGCUACCGCGGCAUCGCUGUCCCGAAUAUCCCCCUGACUCCACCUAAGUUCUUGUCCUGCCAUGGGUCCUAUUUCUCUCAAAGAGUUUUUUAUUCCGCUGAUCCUAAAGAUGGGAAAGGUAAGGAGUCCGGUGGAGGUGGGAGGUCAGGAGGAGGGAAGAGAGGAGGCACUGGAGGGGGAAAAGACUGGUGGAGCCGCAUUCAGAAGGGUGACUUUCCAUGGGAUGAGAAGGAUUUCCGUUAUACAGCUGUUAUGGCUGCAGGGGCCUUAUCUGUUCUGCUGUUCCUCUACUUCAGAGACACUGGCAGGGAGAUCACCUGGAAGGACUUUGUCAAUCGCUACCUGGGCAGAGACAUGGUUGACCGAUUGGAAGUUAUAAAUAAACAGUAUGUUCGUGUCAUCCUGGUCCCCGGAGCUGACUCUUCAGACGGGAGCUAUGUCUGGUUCAACAUCGGCAGUGUGGACACCUUUGAGAGGAACCUGGAGGCAGCCCACAUGGAACUGGGCCUGGAACCGUCACACCGGGCUGCUGUGGUCUACAGCACUGAAAGCGACGGGUCAUUUUUAAUGAGCAUGAUCCCCACCUUACUACUUAUCGGCUUCCUGCUCUUCACCCUGCGGCGAGGACCAAUGGGGGGAGGCCCUGGUGGCGGUAGGGGAGGGCCGUUCAGCAUGGGUGAGUCGACGGCCAAGAUGAUGAAGGACAACAUUGAUGUGAAGUUUAAGGAUGUAGCUGGCUGUGAAGAAGCCAAGCUUGAGAUUCUGGAGUUUGUUAACUUUCUGAAAAACCCUCAGCAGUACCAAGACCUAGGAGCCAAGAUCCCCAAGGGAGCGGUUUUGUCUGGACCUCCUGGGACAGGGAAAACUUUGCUGGCUAAGGCCACAGCUGGGGAGGCCAAUGUUCCCUUCAUCACCGUCAAUGGUUCCGAGUUCCUGGAGAUGUUUGUGGGUGUCGGUCCUGCCAGGGUGAGGGACAUGUUUGCCAUGGCAAGGAAGAAUGCCCCGUGCAUCCUCUUCAUCGAUGAGAUUGAUGCUGUGGGAAGGAAGAGGGGUGGGGGCAACUUCGGAGGUCAGAGUGAACAGGAGAACACGCUGAACCAGCUGCUGGUGGAGAUGGACGGGUUUAACACAGCUACCAAUGUAGUGGUCCUGGCUGGUACCAACAGACCUGACAUCCUGGAUCCUGCACUCAUGAGACCGGGACGCUUUGACAGGCAGAUUUAUAUAGGUCCUCCUGACAUCAAAGGCAGAGCCUCCAUCUUCAAAGUCCACCUGCGACCCCUCAAACUAGAUGCCAAAAUGGAUCCAGAUGCUCUUGCCAGGAAAAUGGCCGCUGCUACUCCAGGUUUCACGGGAGCUGACAUUGCUAACGUGUGUAAUGAAGCUGCUCUGAUCGCUGCCAGACACCUAAACCCGGCUGUGAACCCGAAGCACUUUGAGCAGGCUAUCGACCGGGUCAUCGGAGGUUUGGAGAAGAAGACCCAGGUUCUGCAGCCUACAGAGAAGAAGACGGUGGCCUAUCAUGAGGCUGGUCAUGCCAUCGUCGGCUGGUUCCUGCAGCAUGCAGACCCACUUCUUAAGGUAUCCAUCAUCCCCAGGGGAAAAGGACUGGGUUAUGCCCAGUAUCUGCCCAAGGAGCAGUACCUGUACACCAAGGAGCAGCUGUUUGACAGGAUGUGCAUGAUGCUGGGAGGCCGUGUGGCAGAGCAGGUCUUCUUUGAAAAGGUCACCACGGGGGCGCAGGACGACCUGAAGAAGGUCACCCAGUCUGCCUAUGCUCAGGUGGUGCAGUUCGGGAUGAGUGAAAAAGUGGGCCAAGUGUCAUUUGAGCUGCCCCGGCAGGGGGAAAUGUUGAUGGAGAAGCCUUAUAGUGAGGCCACAGCGGAGCUGAUUGACCAGGAGGUGCGGGAAAUGGUGGACCAGGCCUACCAGAGGACACUGGAGCUCAUCUCGGAGAAGAAGGACUUGGUGGAGAUGGUAGGAAAGCGUCUGCUGGAGAAGGAAGUGUUGGACAAGGCGGACAUGGUGGAGCUGCUCGGCCCACGGCCGUUUGACGAGAAGUCUACGUACGAGGAGUUUGUGGAGGGCACAGGCAGCUUUGAAGAGGACACCAGCCUGCCCGACGGCCUCAAAGACUGGAACCAGGAGAGAGGAGAUGGCCUCGAGGAGGCAGCCCCAGCCCAGGAUAAACAGGCAGCUUAGAGCAAAGUGCGACCUAGGACAGUGGUUGGUCCUGAGGAUGACUCUGACACCAAAUGACAAUUAUUUUUUCUCUUCAGAAUGUUUUUACUGAUUUCAUUAUUAGCUCAAGGAGACUUGUGGCAGCAUAUAUUCAUCAUUUCACAAGAAAAAAUACUUUCUCAAAAAAAAAAAAAAAAAAAAGGGACAUUGCAUAAAUAUUCUGGUGACCCCUUUCGUGGUCCAGACCCCCCCCCCCCCCACAUACAUGUCGUAUGCUGGACUGAAGAUGAUGCUGGGUGGGCUGAAAGACAUUUGUUACAUUGUCUGAUGAUGCUGUGAGAGUGAGAAUUUCUCCAAUGCCUUAAUAUUCAGGAAGCAGAAAAUGUUGCCACGUUUGUGAAAUAUUGAAGGCGAACAGUAACCACAGUGGACGCAGCUCUAACUGAGAGACCGGCUCCUCGGAGGAAUCUUACUGUUUUCUUUUUCCUAUGUGUAAAUCAGCUUCUUUUACACCAAGCAAAAAGAUGGAUUUUCUUUUGGUGACUAUAUAAAUACUUAUUUAUUUCUUUAACAGUGUUUUACCCCCUGACUGCUGAAAGGCACCGCGACAGUAUCUGCUAGUUAAUGAAUGUGCAAAAAGCUCUAAAGGGGGAUAUUUUUUCUUUCCAUCUCAAUUCCAAGAUUUGAUAUGAUUUAUUUUUUUUCAGAGUUGAUUUGAUUGAAAGCAAAUUUUAGUUUUGCCAAAAGGAUUUAUAACAUUUUACUAGAGCUUUUCAGAAAUACAAAGGUUAAUCCAAAAGUUUUUCUUGUAUGUGAUUUUGUAAAAAGAAAUUGCUGGCAAAUCCGGUUUGGUCGGGCGUCCCUAAAGACACAGUUGGCCCUGUCUGCGGGUGGGAAGCCGGAUGUGGGUACAUGCCCUGGUUGCUGCACUAGCGCCUCCUCUGGUUGGUCGGGAUGCCUGUUGGGGGGGGGGGGGGGCUGGGGGGAAUGGCAUGAUCCUCCCACGCACUACGUCCCCCUAUCGAAACUUGUCACUGUUAGGUGAAAAGAAGCAGCUGGCGACUCCACAUGUAUCGGAGGAGGCAUGUGGUAGUCUGCAGCCCUCCCCGGAUCAGCAGAGGGGGUGGAGCAGCAAUUGGGACUGCUCGGAAGAGUGGGGUAAUUGGCCAAGUACAAUUGGGGAGAAAGGGGGAAGAAAAAAUUGCUGGCAAAUCGCAUAUAAAACCAAUCUUAAGUCUCCAGUUUGAUUAAGUUUAAAUGUGUGAAGCUGAACAGUAGAACCAAAAGAGUUUGAAUUUGUUUUACAGUAACAAGGCUCAGCGUUUUCUGUUUUUACCGAUUUUCACCCAAAAAUACCCAGAUUUUUUUAAAAGGAGCAGAUCGGUUUAAACUGAUUUCCGCCCGGAUUUUAUGUUUCCACGGAUCCAAAAGUUGUUCCUGUUCGUGUGUGGUUAUGUAACAGUAUCCUCUUGUGGCGAAAUUCGGCAUGCUGGAUGGCAUUGAAAAAUAAAAACUGAAAACGCUGAGCCUUGUACAUUAACAACCUUUUGGUGCUGUCAAAAGCCUGGUCUAACCGCCUCCGUGCUUGUAAAUGAAUGACUGUACUAAGUCAGCGUGACGAAGACCUGUUGAGUCUGUGGCUGUUUGUGACUUCCUCUGUGGAUCCCUCAUCAGUUUAGGGAGUUUGGGUUGAUUCUCAGGGAAGGACCUGCAGAGGCCACUGUACAUGUAAUGUUCUACACAAAGCAGUAGCCUCUACCCUUUUUAACCAGCCAGCCAGGAGAUGAACAGAUGACGACCACGCUGUGACUUAAGUCAUUUUGCGGAACAUGGACGUGCAGCCGGUGAGGAUCAGGAUCGGUUUUUGCAGAGUACUGUACAUGUACGGGAAUUUGUCUUGGUGUCAUUGCUGCUGACGUGGUGUGUGUAGCUCUCAAAGCCUUGUGAAGAUGUUUCAGUUUAAGGACUGAAUGCUCGAGAUAAGCUGCCUCUUUAAGCUCUGCCUGGUUGAGUCACUGAGAGUUUGAUAGUUUUCACACACAACCAUUGAAUUUAAGAAGCCAUACGGGAGGUACCAAGUAAUUCUUGCUCACAGAAACACUGAAUAUUACACGUGAGGAUCACCGGUGAGGACUGCGACUGACAGAGGUCGGGGUAUUCCUCUGAAGUGUUUGUGAAUUGUAGAUUUGAAUAUUUAGUAUUGAGGUCAAAUUGGGAGUCUGCUGGAUGGAGCGUUUUAUUAUCCUGCUGCAAGAGAGUUAAGUUUUGCACGUGAUUAAAUCUUUGGCGACGGCUAUGUGUCAAAGUGUAUUUGUUCGGCCAAUAAA